UCGAAUAAACGCAGAGGAAAGAGAGAGAGAGAGAGGAGGAGGAGAGAGAAUAAUAAAGGAAAGAAAUACCCCUAGUUUUUGGGAAAGCCCAAGGAAAUGUACGAAUUGCAGAGAAGUUAAAAACGAACUAUUUUCUUUUCUUUUUCAUGGAAAAACAGUACCAUUUUCCGGAGAAACAAACAUGGGGGACGUGGGAGGAGCUGCUGCUAGCGUGCGCCGUCCAUCGGUACGGCACCGAGAGCUGGGACUCCGUCGCCGUGGAACUCCAGAAGCGGAGCUCCACGCUCCACCACCUUCUCACCCCUCAGAACUGUGAGCAGAAGUACCACGACCUCAAACGCCGCUUCAGUCAAAACGAAGACGUCCCCGAACCCAACGACGAUGAUAACAAUAGAACCGAAGACGAUUCUGCUGCUCCUAUCCCUUGGCUCGACGAGUUGAGGAAGCUCCGAGUCGCCGAACUCAGACGCGAAGUCGAACGUUACGACCUCUCCAUAGUGUCUCUGCAAUUGAAGGUGAAGAAAUUGACGGAAGAGCACGAACGCAGUUCGAGAGACGAUGAGAAAGUAACGGAAAAACCGGAUCCGAAGAGAACCGUAGAGAAAUGCGGAGAGGAGGAGGAGAAGAAGAAAGAUCACGAUGGCGAAAGGGAGAAAACGUCGCCAGAAAACGUCGCCGUGAAAAAGGUUCCCGGCGAAGAUUCCGACCCGGAGUAUCGGUCAUGUAACGAAUCAAAUUCCACAGAUCCGAAAUGUGAGGUUCCAAAUAACGGAUCCGACGAGAUCGAGAAACAACCGGAACCGGCAGCCGGAGGAUCCGAACCGGCUAUGGUCUCUACAAGACCGGCGGUCGAGGACUCGUUUAACGGGAGCUCCGAUACAGUAGCGAGGGGAUCGGCGGGGGCUUCGCCGUUUCGGGAGUCGGAGAAGGGUUUUUCGGAGAGGGGAGCGGCUGACUCGGCCGGGAUGUGGGAAUCGGUGGCCGAGUCAAAAGAGGAGGGCGUUAAAGAGAGUAACAGUGACGUGCAAAGCUCGGCGAGCCUGCCGAGGAAGAAAGCGAACGAGCCAAGAAAUGAGGAUCAAUCUCCCGCCAUCCAGCGAAGCCCCGUUAAAUCUCAGCCGUUGGUUGAUCUCCUCGAGAUCCUCCUGUCUCACAGGUUUGGGUCUGUUUUCGAGCGCCGGCUCGAGAGCCAGGAAACACCCAAUUACAUGAGCUUGAUUCGGCAACACAUAGACCUCCAAACAAUUCGAACGAGGCUUGACGAAGGUUGGUAUUCAUCUGUUGGUGACAGCAAGUUCUUUCGUGAUCUGUUGCUUCUCUUCAACAAUGCCAUUGUCUUCUUUGGGAAGAAGUCCUCAGAAUCCGUGGCCGCCGUUGAGCUUCGACAAAUUGUUCUUAAAGAAAUGGCUUGCAAGGCCCGUAAGCCAGAUCCAGCGCCAAAAGAACAGAAGUCGGUGCCUCCUGUUCCCAAGUGCAUAAAAUCGGAUCCAGAGCCAUCAGAUUCUUUGCUACUUAAAACGAAAAUAUCUGUCCCACUUACUGCUUGCCGCAAACGCAGCUCAAUCACUGCAAAAGCAUUAGCAUCAUCUUCAGCAUCAGACAAGAAAAGAGAGCAGACGACCGCGUUGGUUGAUGACAAGCCAGUUGUAGAUUGGAAGCAGAAUGAUAAAUCCUCUGGUAAGGCUGAGGAAUAUCGCGUCACAAAGAAGAGGACAAGAGAAAGAUUUAAAGCCAAUUCAAGAAACAUGAGCAGAAAUGGCAACAAGGGCCGUCCUAAUCUUAGCACAAACAAGAAUUCGGAUGCCAUUCCCCACACCGGUUUUUCGAGCAGAGAGUCUCACAGUGAGAAUUCCGAGUCUAAGCCUGAGAAAGUGAAGAAGAAUACUACCACGAAUGCUAAUGCGAAGAAGAAAGGCGCUGCGAAUUUCUUGAAUAGAAUGAAGCGGUGCUCAUCGUCCAACAACGGGCCGUCAUUGCUAGAGACAUUGAAGAGUUCUGAUAAUGGCAAAGGAGGAGGUGAGCCGAAGAAGAACGGCAAUGGUAAUGGCAAUGGAAAGCGUGAUUCACGGAAAGAUCAAGCCUUGCGAAAAGGUUCUGGAGGUAAAAAAGUGAAGGAGCAAGGAAGCCCGGCGAAAAGGAGCGUGGGACGGCCGCCAAAGAGAGCGGCAGCUCCAUCCCCGCCUGUUCCAGCUAAAAGGGGUAGGGAAGCUGUUGAAACUGAGGCAGGUGCAUCCCGACAUUCAAAGAAACGUUCAAGGAAAUGAUGGUAGUUUCUCUAACUUUUUGAGGCGUUAUAAGUUGUAACAAUAUGUUUCUUCCCCUUCUUUUUUUUUCUUUUUUUUUUUUUUUUUUAUUUAAUUUUUUUAUUCCACGCCACUCUUCUUAAUUAUUUCUUUUUAAUUUUUUUAUUCCACGCCACUCUUCUUAAUUAUUUCCGUUUAACUUAUAUAUAUAUAGGGGAUGGUAGACUACAAAUCA
Messenger RNA from Alnus glutinosa, 2478 nucleotides. RefSeq lists its product as uncharacterized. Bases 147 to 2264 code for a protein of 705 amino acids. The transcript is spliced from 3 exons. NCBI's taxonomy places the organism in Eukaryota, Viridiplantae, Streptophyta, Magnoliopsida, Fagales, Betulaceae. The record is from RefSeq and is a predicted model, not a curated record. Gene Ontology annotation, molecular function: protein binding.